This is a messenger RNA of Lindgomyces ingoldianus, 1596 nucleotides long. RefSeq names its product putative cytochrome P450. The record is from RefSeq and is a predicted model, not a curated record. Bases 1 to 1596 code for a protein of 531 amino acids. Lineage: Eukaryota; Fungi; Ascomycota; Dothideomycetes; Pleosporales; Lindgomycetaceae. The transcript is spliced from 3 exons. Gene Ontology annotation, molecular function: heme binding; iron ion binding; oxidoreductase activity, acting on paired donors, with incorporation or reduction of molecular oxygen.
AUGAAAUCGAUCCCGAUUAGCAUCGUUAAAUCUGAGAUCGGGUAUUCGAAUUUUCUCUAUUGGAUAUAUCCCACGAUACUUUUCCUUUACUAUGCAUACGACUUGUUCUUAACGAAGAGAAUUGCGCGCAAACAUUCCGCGCAUCCUCUCGUUGGCAGUCCCUCUUCUCUUGCGCCACGAUUUCUUCUGAAUUUAAUAUUUGCAAGUGGUGCAGUAAGAGUCAUUGAAAGCGGGUAUCGCAAGUUCAAAACACGUACCUUUCAACUCAUUCGUGGAGACGGCAAUGUCGUUGUACUACCACUCGAAAUCGUCGAAGAGCUAUCCACCAUCCCACCAAAUAUUGCGAGUCCCCAUGGCGCCCUCGAGCAUGAUCUUUUGGGUCCAUACACUGGCUUGAACCUUAUUCUUGAGAGCAGACUACAUCACUCUAUCGUCCAGCGUAAACUCACACCACGACUUCCAGCACUCACGCCGUAUCUAGAGAGUGAGCUUACAUCUGCAAUCGACGAAUAUUUUCCGACUUGUGAAGAGUGGACAGAAAUACAGCCUUUCAGGCUGCUGGGUCAAGUCGCCGCGAGACUUACGGCCAGAGCGCUGGUCGGUCCUGGACUUUGUAGGAAUCCAGUUUGGCUGGAUAUUUCAGUGAACUACACCGAGAGUUUAUUCAAAACCAUUGUCAUCCUGCGUUUAUUCCCAUCAUGGACUCACGCCUUCCUCAGCAAACUCCUCCCUUCAUACUGGGCCGGCCGGAAUUACGUCUCAUCCGCCAAAGCCCUUCUCGGCCCCAAAAUCUCCUCCCUCCUCCGCAAAAGCGAUGAAGGCACAUGGAGUCCCAGCGAAUCUCCUGACGAAUAUAACGUCCUCGCAUGGCUCGCCGACCUAGCUAAAGGCACGGACCGCGAUGCCAAUGCCCUCGCGCACGUCGAAGUCCUUCUUGCACUAGCAUCGGUGCACACGACGCUUCUUCGCAUGGUCAACGUACUGUACGACCUAGCCCAACACCCUGAAUACUUCCGCGAACUCCAGGAUGAGAUUGAAGAUGUGAGGGCGAGGAGGAGGGACUGGGAUCAUUCAUCCUACUCCCAACUCCAGAAACUCGACAGUGUGCUCCGAGAAUCACAACGGAUAUCUCCACCAACGAUCCUCGGCAUGAAACGCCUUUUCAAACAAGACUUCACCUUUGCAAACGGGCUCCACAUCCCCAAAGGCACAUAUGUCUGCAUGCCCACAUACACCAUUGAAAACGACCCAGCACACACUCCUAAUCCUACUACCUUCGACGGAUUCCGAAGCUAUCGAGUCCGCCAGGCACUGCAGGAUAGCCAGCAUCAGAAGGAAGCAAACGAGUACCAAUUCUCCUCGUUCGGGAAAACGGUGCUGAAUUUCGGAUAUGGGAAAGCAGCAUGUCCAGGACGGUAUUUCGCUAGCUUGAUUAUUAAAAUGGUGUUUGUGAAGCUGCUUACGGAGUAUGAGUUUAAGUUUUUGGAGGGGACAGAGAGACCGAAGAAUUUGAUUGUGCAUGAGUUUUUGUUUCCGUGGCCUUGGGAUCGGAUUUUGGUGAGGAGGAAAGAGGAGAAGGGGGUGUGUCCGUUUUGA